AUGGCUUCGAAUGUCUGGCUCUCCUUGCUGGCGCUGUGUUCUUUCUGGACGUCCCUCGCCAGCGCCGUGAGCGGUCAAGAACCGCUCAAAUCAGUCCAAGAAGCACGAGGCUACAACGCGGGCGAGCCGAUUCCCGUCACUUGUCUAAACCGCACAAUCGAGACAGGCGAGCACAUUGUCGACAGCAACGGGCAGCUCCAAUACAUACCCUUCCCCGUAUGCAACGAGACCGGACGUCCACUGGAGCUCUUCUUCGGGCUGGAGAGGGAAAUCAACUGCACCAUCGACUUCGUCACGGACGAGUUCUUCCACCUCCUCGAAUUCUACGUGCACAACGACGCGCCGCUCACAUGCCGGAUCCCGAGCAAACCCCUCCCACCGAGCGUGCUCGAGACACAGUACCGCGUUUCAGACGAGGUGACGCAGGAAGGCGCGCUCGGCACGCAGAGCUCCGCCUACACCCCGCUCGUCGUCGGGCUCGCGGGCACCCUGCAGCUCAGCCACCUGCACGUCGGCAACAGCCUGAAUCUGCUUCUGCACGCGGCGGACCGGCGCGCGAGCCCCGGCACCGUCGACGCCGCCACGGCCUACAGCAUCGCGAGCCACACCCGCAACGUCCGCGUGUCCAUUGGCGAUCCCCUCCCGCUCGCGUUUAGCGUCCGCUGGUAUCCCUCCACCACCCUUCCACCGGGCUGGGCGGGGUACGGCGGACAUAUCUACAAGAGCACGCUGUUGUACUGCUUGCUCAGCGCGGGCGCGAGCGCGGCCGUGUGCGUGGCGUAUUUCCGGGGCGUCGAGCUGCCGCGCCGGCUGAGGGUGUAUGCUAGGGAUAAGAUGAAUGGCGGCAGCAGGUUUGGUAUGGGGGCGGGCAUGGGUGGGGGGAGUGGGUAUGGAUUGCCGAUUCCGAACGGGGGGCUGAACAGGACGGGGAGUGGGUAUGGGUUGGGGGGGUAUGCGUAUGGAGGGGGCUUGGGCAAGAAGGACUGA
Didymella exigua CBS 183.55 is the source of this 987-nucleotide messenger RNA. RefSeq lists its product as uncharacterized. The coding region runs from base 1 to 987 and encodes 328 amino acids. Lineage: Eukaryota; Fungi; Ascomycota; Dothideomycetes; Pleosporales; Didymellaceae. The record is from RefSeq and is a predicted model, not a curated record. The transcript has 2 exons.